CAGAGAAACGGUUUCUCACGGUGUGUGUUAAACGCUGUGAGGUAAAGGUGGAUGAUUUAUGUCUUCAGUCGAAGAGGACACCGUGUCAGAUUAAGAAUUUCAAAUGUGUGUUUCAGUAACAGGUUGCUGUCGGUGACCGCGGUCAUACACGGUGUGCAGUGGCGGAGCUGCCGCAGAAAACUGAGGAAACAGCUGUUUCACUUUGAAUUUCUUCAGUUGUCUGAGGGAGAAAAGUCUCCGCUGGGCUUGUUGGUGAUGUUUUCGGGUUGGGUGAGGACUGGGCCUUCCUGCUCCCGCUGUGCUGCUUGUUCCUGGAUAUGGGACUUAUCAUGGUGUCAUCAGUGAACUGAAGGAUGUUCAGAGAGCUGUGAUGGAAUGUGGAAGAGUUUGUGUAAAGGGGGAAGAGUCAGGGUGACAGGACACAGUCCUGGGGGGCUCCUGUGCUGAGGGUGAGAUGAAAGGUUGUUCCCCUCAGCCCCCGCCACCUGUCCCACAGAUCCAGAUCCAUAGCUUCUUUCUUUUUCUUCCUGUUUCUUAUAAUAAUUAUAAUAAACAUUAUUUCUAACAUUAUUUAUAUGGUUUACUAUGGUGACUGUAAAAGAAAAAUUGAGUUAAAUUGUGUUUAUUUAAAAGCUCAUUAGUGUUUUUAACUAACACACUGAUGUGUGUGUGUGUACAAGUACACAAACAGACUUGUGAUUUACUGUAAAUGCAGAGGAGGAGGAGGAGCAGCUACAAGUGAAAGUGAAAGUGUUCAGUCUCUGAGCUCAGACUCCAUUUUGACGCAGCAGACAGAGGAAACCUGAGGCUGAGGCAGGACUGACUGAGGGUCAGAAGGUGAGUGUUUCUGUGAUGGAAGACGAGGACAGACCAGAGUCUCCAGGACCCAUCUGUCCAUCUGUAAAGAGUGACCAGUCCAGAGGAUUUCUUCCAGACUUCAGUAAUGAACCUGGACCCUCAGACACAAAAGGACAGGACCAGAGACUGAGACCAGAGUCUCCAGGAUCCAUCUGUCCCUCUAUGAACAGUGACCGGUCCAAACGUGAACCUCCAUUCUUCAGUAAUGAAGCUGGACCCUCAGACACAAAAGGGAAGAAGAGGACAGGUGUCUCUGUGGACCAGCAGCUGUCCUGCUGUGCUUUGUGUCAGGACGUCCUGAAGGAUCCAGUCUCUACCAGCUGUGGACACUGGUUCUGCAGACAGUGCAUCAGCUCAUACUGGGACCAGUCUGGUCCAUCAGGAGACUCCCUCUGUCCCCAGUGUGGACAGAGACCCAGAUCAGGACCUGGACCGCAGACAGCCAGUCAGAGCAGCUCUGUACAAAGUAAGACUGUAGCUGUGUCUGCUGAUGGCAUCAUGUCUGAAAACAGGAGCUGUGCUUUUAUACACUGUCAUUUGUUCUAUCAUACAGCUUUGGCAUUGAAGAUGAUCAGAAACAGCAGAAAAUGAAAAAGCUUUUCUUUGCUUGUCUUUAGUUUUUAUGGAGCUGAUGAAAAGAAUCAGCAGAUUCUCACAUUGUCUUUCUUUAGUCUGACAUUGUCUCUUGUCUUUCAGCAGAUGGUGGUCUGCAGGAGGUUUUAGAUGAACAUAAGAUCAGUCUGAGGAGGAGAUGUGAACGUGUGACUGAAGGA
This is a messenger RNA of Toxotes jaculatrix (banded archerfish), 1631 nucleotides long. Its product is annotated as nuclear factor 7, brain-like. Lineage: Eukaryota; Metazoa; Chordata; Actinopteri; Toxotidae. The transcript has 5 exons. The coding region runs from base 853 to 1449 and encodes 198 amino acids. The record is from RefSeq and is a predicted model, not a curated record.